AUGUCUGUCGCAAGGACCCGGUCAAUAUCAAUGAGAUCCGGCCAUUCAUCCAAAGGCACUGGAGCCACAUUGGCCGAAGUCAGUAUGCCUCCAAUCGCCGUACCCCGCGAUUUUGAGCCCUGUGCUGCGACAGCAUCGAUGUUCUUAUAUGUGCAAGGAAAUUCGGUUGUUUGCGCUCAUCACGAUACUCUUAAGAUUGAAAGACGGUUUUCGAGACACACAGAAGAGAUACAACUGUUAGCAGUAGAUAAUAUUAGUGAAAGAGGAGCUGGAAGAUUAGUAGUGAGUUACGAUGCUGGCCAAACUGCAAUUGUAUGGGAUUGCAUGACGGGAGAUGAAAUUGCCCGAUUUGCGAGUUACGAAAAUCUUACAGUGGCAGCUUGGAUGCGCAACGGAAAUGUUGCAUUUGGAAAUGCUCAAGGAAAUGUUAUUCUUUUUGAACCGACCACAUCAGAGCAUAUAUCCUCAAGAACUUUAGAUCAAAUUCCAAUUACAGCUUUGGCACCAGCAGCGGACUGUAGGACAUAUGCUAUUGGAUUUUCAAAUGGAUCUCUUUUAAUCGCAGCAUUGCAGCCAAGAUUCAUAAUUCUUCACAACUUGACAACUUCAAGAGGGCCAUCUCCGAUCGUCACACUAUCGUGGCAUGCAUCAUCGUCACGCCAAAAGUCGGAUAUGUUAGCAUCUCAAACCAAUGACGGCGAUCUACGGGUUUGGAGUAUAGCAAAAUCACCUACUAGCAACGACACAGCGAAAGUAGUCCGGGUAUUGAAACGAUCCGAUAAUUUUCAAACAGGUCCUAAUUGGCUAGGCUGGUCAAAAAAUGGCCGUAUCAUUCAGUUUUCCGAAGGGGAAACAUCGUCAUGGGACGUUCGAACGAAACAGGUCACUUUCGAGAAAGUUCCGACAUUGGAUAUUGUGAAAGGUCUAGCUGUUUAUGGACCUGGAGCAACCCUCUUCACGCUGGGACCAAAUAAUACGGCACAGCAAUUUGAUCUUAAUUCUCCACCGCAAAUGGUGGCGAACGUUCAACAUCCAGCCAAUUUAUUGCCACCUUCUCCCCCUGUUUCUAUUGAGGAGCAGAAACAACAGGCCGCUCAAGCGGUCGCAGCUGAAGUUUCAGCUGUGCCAAUAAAUGUCGACAUCUCCGAGAGUGACUCCGAUCGGAUGUCACCGCUGGCUAGGAUUGCUCGACGUGGUGAUGAAAUUGAACAACAAUUACGUGUGGAGGCCAUGGAGCCUGACCGCUCCGAAACAUUAUCUCCCGUAUCAUCGAGAAGUCGCACGUCAAAUUCUACCAGGUCAUCUGCAGACUCAAGGCCACAUAAUACUCGGCAUCAUGGAAAACAUUCUUCAGGCUUAUCGACUAUAUCACGUGGAGGUAUGAGUGAAGCAACAACUAUGUCAUUCGGCUCGUCGAUUCAUACUGGUACUGCUCGAGAACCUUCUGUUUUAUCAAGUAGAGACUCGUAUGCUCAAAGUAAUACCAGCUCAGCACGAUCAUAUCGUUCUCGACAACGUGGAUCUCGGCUAAGACAAGAGGUACUCCGUAGUCCCGAUGAGUCAGGAAGUCAUGUCGUGGAGCUAUUCAAGUAUACCAAAUCUAGGCUAAGUGAUAUUCCUUACCGUCAGCCACAAGUCUCAGAAAGUGGCCAUCUCACGAACGAUGAUCUUCGACUCCAAAUGCUCAGUACAAUAUUUGGAUGGGAUGGAGAAGUCGAGGGAUUGAUCCGUGAUGAGAUGAACAGAGCGCCAAUGGGAUCAACUCAUAGAGUUCUUCUUGCUAAAUGGAUUGGCGAUCUUGAGCUGGAUAUCAUGGCUACAAGCUCCGAAUCAAUGACUUCUUCAGACUGGAUGCUUCUUGCCCUAAGUGGGAUUGGAGGACAAGCUUCGCAAACCAAGGUCGCUAGAGCUUAUGUUCAAAGACUUCUUGAAAAGGGAGAUGUCCACACUGCUGCUACAAUCAUGAUUGGUAUGGGUGAUCAAAAUGAUGCAAUCGAGAUAUACGUCUCCCACAAACGUUUUAUGGAAGCAUUGAUUUUGACGAGUCAUGUUUUUCCUUCGGAUUGGUCUCGACAAGCUGCAUUGAUACGAAAAUGGGGUGAGUGGGCUGUUCAGCACGGUCAACAACAAUUGGCUAUUCGAUGCUUUUCUUGCACAGCAUCUGAGUCGUCAGAACCUUGGACAUCACCCUCUGCUCAAGCUGCAACUUUCACCAAUAUCCACCAAAGUAUUCCCGAAUUGUUAAGCCCUCCUUUAUCGCCUCCUAGCCAUAGAGGUCCACAACGAAGUAUUGCGAAGACAUCGGCAUUGAAAUUAAUCACUGCGUUCGGAGAUAAACAACAGAAGUCAAAGUUCUUUGGUAUUGAUAAUGAUAAGACACCGAUUGGUCCUGGCCCAACACCAAUCGAGGAAUCUGCUAUUUCUCCAGGUGGUGAUACCGCACAUACUGCUUUCUUGAGACCAGGUAAUCGUAGCGCAUAUCAUACACCAGCCUCUGCAAGAACCGCGACACCUGGUGGUUUUUCACGUCGUCGUCUUCCAUCUAUUGGCGAAACACCUCAUGAUGUUAUACCUCGUGUCAGAUUAGAGCCAUUGAAUCCGUCAACGCCUGGAGAUUCUGGUUCAGACCGUGAGCGAGUUAGCCAAUAUGCCCGUGAAGCGGAGGCGGAACCAUUGCAACUAAGCUCGGCGACAUAUACUCCAAUUACAAAGAAUAGACCUACGACACCCAUGACCCAAAAGAAGAUUGCCAAUCCAUUGCCAUCGCCAUCGCCCGAUACAUUUACUUUGAAGAAGCAAGACGAUCGAACGAGGAAUGGAUCACGACAUCGUAAGCCAGAUGGGCUACAGAUCCAGUGGCCACCGAUGGAAUCUAUAAUCACAGGCGAUUACAUGUCAUCUCCUGAACCAACAGUGUCUUCCCGUCACGAUCAUCUGACUAACCGCUCAAUUGGCGACCCUUUGAGCUCUGCUGCUCUAUCAUCAGCCGCUUCCGUUUCUGCCUCAAGUAAUACCAGAAGCCCCUUGAACAGCGAAAGAAGUUUCAGAACAACAAGCCCAGUCUUGCACGGCAGAAGCAUUGACCAAUACAUCAAUAGCUUGGACACAGCCACGUAUCAUAAGAAACAACAACGUAGUCGUCAAGCUAGCCGAGAUCGAAGCGGGAGAGCUCGCAGCAGUAGCCGAAAGCCAAAGGCUCGAGAAACUUCGGAAGACAGAGAAAGAAAUAUCAUCCAAUACAUCAAGCCUGCAAAGCGUUCGCCAACCUCGCCUAUUCCAAUGUCGCCUGAAGAUCUGAGAGAUCUUGGCGCCGCAAUCUCAGAUAGCGAAGUCAUGAUUCAGGAUAAGCAAUUCAGAACGGAUAGUCGAACGGGACUUAAAUCAUCAAGACAAGCAAGCCGAGUCCGAAAACAAUCUCCUGAGCCACGCAAAACAUCUAGCCGUCAAACAAGUCGCAACGCCAGUCGCAGACCAGCCAGUCCUGAUACUAGACUAGGCGGUCGAGAUGCCCGAGGCCGAAGCGCAGGUCGUUCUGGAUCAGCAGUCCGUUCCCCUUCCUCUCCACUGCCAUUUUCUCCUCAAGCAAAAUUCUACCAGGAAGAUGAGGUUGCUGACUUCGAGGACUUGAGGGCGGCAAAGGCAGAUCAACUUGCGUUCAGAUUGAGAAGUAGUAGUCGUAUCAGAGAGCGUGGUACAAGUGCUGUUCGAGGGUCUUCACCAAGUGGAAAACGUCGUGAGAGAUCUACAAGUCGUAGACCAUUGGAAGGUCAGAGGUCGCCAUACUUAUCUAGAGAUGGUACUGAGUCUCAAUCUCACUUACGAACACAGUCAGAGUCAGUACAAAAGAACCCUCAACAGCAAAAGAUGGAUCCCAAAGAUGAGCGAGCAUUAAAGCGAGAACAAGCUGCACGUGAACUUGAGGAAAGACGUAAGUCUUUGGCUCAAAGACCAUUGGCGCCACCGAUUAUUCACCCAGGAGAAUUAAGCGGCUUGUCACCACUAGCUUAUCGUCCCUCUACCAAUUUCCCUGAGCAAGGAUCAGCAGCGUCGUAUUCGCCUCCCAAAGCAAGUCCCCAAGCUCCUAGAAGCCAACAGACUACACCAAACAAUACUUCUCCAAAUAGCGGUUUUGGUUCAGCUCCAGAGUCAUCUGUGCAGAUUGGUUUGCCAGCAACGCCAAGAGCUAUGCGCCAUCCUAAGUAUGAUCCUGAAGGUAAUGGUGCAGAGCGUAUUCCACAAGUUCCUCAAAUUCCGAACAGAUAUGAUGCGGGCUCAUCACAAGCAUCAGCAACAUUGAGCGCAGCAGUUUUCAACAGUUCAUCUGAUAGCCCGCAUGAUAUAUUUGGACCUCUUCCAAAAACUGUGUACCAGGCAUCUCAACCACCUCGUCGUAUGCCACCCCGAUCUGCCUCAGCUCCGAUCCCAGAAGAAAAUUUCUACAAGCCAAAUGUGAUCCCCGCAGGUUUACCACUACAUCCCGCAUUUCAAGCCGCAAUUCCAUCCAGUUCUUCAAGACGUACACCCGAUACCAGAGAAAGAAUAUCACCAACCCAAUCUUCUCGUAGACAAGUUUCCGGAGACCCCCAUGGCGAGAGCGGAAGUAGAAGUGGAAGUCCGGUUUACGCAAGUGGACCUGUAAAUGUGUUGACUGGAAUCGAUGAAACUAUCGAGGCGAAUCAGACAAUGCCUAUACACCAUCCAAACAAUGAUCUGAUCCCUCCACCACCACCGCCCCCACCAGCUCCUCCUCUUCUUCCGCAACUACAACAUUUGGCUCUGCCCCCACCACCGCCUCCCGCUCCAUUGUAUAGACCAAAUGCAAACACCAACUCUAUGGUAUCGGGUGUAUCGUCAGGCUCUGGUAUCUCUGGCGUCUCUUCCGGCUCCGGCGUCAUCGAAAUAGUAAUGGACGACGAACCAAUUCCCAUGAUUCCCAAGAGCAAAACUCCCACCAUCUUAUCCGCAUCAACAAUGAACUCUGGUUCCAUAAUGGAACCACCUCCGAUUCCACCCACUCUCGAACGUCGCCGCACAUCAUCUGUCUCCCACAUAUACACACAUAACCGCGGUCGUUCCGAGACGGACAACUCACUCUCGAACCGAUUUUCGCGAGCCGCAGAGCGUUUGAGAAGCGCUAGCCGCGGUAGGAAUAAUUCGAGUCCUGUUGUUGACAAGGGAGUUACAAGAAGUCCAACCGAGAAUGGUGGGAGUCCAUAUGAGAGUAUUCCUCCUCCCACUUGGGCUGUACCACCUCCGCUCAAUAGGAGUGUUACAACUACUCCUUCGAGUGGAACGCAGAUGGAGAGACAUCCUAUGGAGGUGCGAGCUGCGUACCAAGGGAAUAUGGAAGGUGGAAUGAUUUGA
This is a messenger RNA of Botrytis porri, 5364 nucleotides long. RefSeq lists its product as uncharacterized. The transcript is spliced from 4 exons. The record is from RefSeq and is a predicted model, not a curated record. NCBI's taxonomy places the organism in Eukaryota, Fungi, Ascomycota, Leotiomycetes, Helotiales, Sclerotiniaceae. Gene Ontology annotation, cellular component: nucleus. Gene Ontology annotation, molecular function: transcription factor binding. The coding region runs from base 1 to 5364 and encodes 1787 amino acids. Gene Ontology annotation, biological process: positive regulation of transcription by RNA polymerase II.